AUGCCGUCUCCAAACCCAGAAAACUUUAAAAAAGCAUGGCCUAGAUGCUUCAUAAUAUUUCUUGGUAUUGUUGAAGUCGUGGCUGCUAUUGUUCUUAUACUUACUGAAUUGGGUAAUGUCGGAGCAAAUUUUUGGACAACAAAUGUAUUUGCUGGUGGUUGGUGUGGUCUGAUAAUGAUAGUACACUUUUUUGGAUUAUUUGUUGCUGGAUGUUGUGCACCAGGCCCACCAGCUGCUUUACGUGCAGCCGUAAUAACAGUAAUAGCUAUUUUAGCUUGUGGUACAUUGAUUGGAUUUGAUGCUUAUUUCAUCGCUCAACCAACAACAUGUAUAUUAACAUCAUCAUGCACUUCUAAUGCUGCAUCAACAACAGUGUUUAGUUAUUCGUUUCGAAGCAGCUUUUUUACAGCAUUCAAUAGUCUUAGUGCAUUUAAAAGUUAUUCGGAAUCGCAAACAAAAUUUCUCUUUCAAACAAUCCAAUUAAGUGUUGGUUGUUUAUGCCUUGUACUUUGUAUUGUCUAUAUGAUUAUUUAUUAUGUAACACGAAGCAAAGCUUCAGGAAAUGUAACACCUAUCGGAAAUCAGCUAAGUCCUCGUACUUCACAACCACCAUCGAACUAUCAUCAACAACCACGUGCACCUCAACCACGUGCACCUCAACCACCUCCAGGUCAAGUCCAAUGGAAUCCCAACAGAAGAUACUAA
This is a messenger RNA of Rotaria sp. Silwood2, 705 nucleotides long. Lineage: Eukaryota; Metazoa; Rotifera; Eurotatoria; Philodinida; Philodinidae. The record is from the annotation of a GenBank genome assembly.